Molecule: messenger RNA, 3241 nt
Organism: Lingula anatina
Lineage: Eukaryota; Metazoa; Brachiopoda; Lingulata; Lingulida; Lingulidae
Product: ras-related and estrogen-regulated growth inhibitor
Molecular function (GO): GTPase activity; GTP binding
Source: RefSeq, a predicted model, not a curated record
UCUCAUAUCAACGUCAUAACACAAAAUAUACAUUUAAACCUGUUGAAAUAGUUGUAUAUUCUGUAUAAAGACGGGGUUGGCCCUGAAUAUUGACGCUUAACCCACAACUUAAUGGUUUGAUGUAAAAGGGGACACGGAUAAUCAAGGAUACAAUAGUAAAUGUAAAAGCCAACAUUUGAGGGAAAAAAAGUGUCGCUUUCGGGUCAUCGUAUCUAUUAUGAUAUAUGAGCCGCCUAAACCCUAGCCAAUCCCUCCAUCCCUGCCCCUUUCAAGUCCCCCGUCUCAUUGACUGCCAGGCCACUGUUUCGGUGUCCCUUACCAAGCAGAGCGUAAUACGCAUUGUACUGCAGAGUGUAUUUAUUUAACAGAAUAUCAAGAGAUCACGUUGUAACUAUACCUCGUUUUCCACCCCUGGGUGCGCCUAUUUUACGCGUAUUUAACGGGUAACUAAGAUGUAACAGAAAUUGAAAUGUAAUACACGAGGAGCUCGCGUCAAUGUGCCUCACCGUCUGUGUGUGAGUGCAUGUUGUGCAUGUAUGCAGAUCACAGGUCUUACAGCAUAACGCCCUGGGGGAUUUGCACGGAGCAGGUUUUCUUUUGUUUCAUGCUCGUCACGUUAAUGCAGCAUUUCUUUCGGGGGGAUAUUAUACUGUUAAUUUCAUCAAGCGCAACGACGCCGAUAUUAUAAUAAGAGCAUUUUGCCAAAGUUCGCACCAGAUACCAGGAGAUCGCAGUAGCACACUUAUUCGUGGGUAAACACGCUAUCAUUAUUCUAUGCGCGGGACAAGCGGCAGUGGCAAGACAAGGUUGUUCGCCGCUGUGCAGGGGCAGUAUAAGAAGACUGGACGUUAUUUUGUGCUAAAAUGAAAUUUAUCAUUGGUGAUUUUUUAACAGUGAGAGAUUACCUUGACCCACACAGGAAAAAAAAAAUAGAAUUACGAUUGGUUAAGAGGCUUCGAACGUCAAGAAAAGUAGCACAAUCAUCUGGAGCACGCGAUGUAAAAUUGUGCAUACCGUUGUCUUCACACCAUAGGACUUUCCGGUAUUUUAGCGUUUUGUGGCGACGUCCCGCUCUGGCAACACUGGGGACAAAGGCCAUGAAGUGCAAUUUUUGAAGUAAGGCGGGGUAAACCCGCAGGACUUGAAGGACAAAGUUACUGUGUUAAGCAGUCUUCUGUGUAACAAACACGCAUUGACUACCGUAACGGAAUACGCACUUUCUACUCGCCAAAGAGGGAUUGUCGUUGCGAUUAAUGCUGCAUACGUAAGUAAUUCGUUGGGUAGAAAUUUGAGACUCCUUAAUCUUAAUUUGCCAAGCCAAUUGCUGUGUAUCAGUUUUAUUUCGUGCACUUUCCUUCGUUGUCUUGAUCACCAGAAUAAUAGAUUGUCACAUCAGAUGCUGAGAUCAUCUGUCGUUUUCGAGGUCUCAAUCACGAAAUGUGCAAAUGUGCUUCAACGGGUGGCGUAUUUGUUGAUCUCGAUUGUUUACCGUGCCUCGGUACAUAAUCAUUUGUUCCUGGCGCCGUCGAAAUACCUAAAACAUUCACGAGGGUUAGUUAAACGCAAUUAAUCACUUGAAAUGAUCUUGACCAGAGAACGCCGGUUUUAGGAGAAUUCAGAACAAACUACUUAAUGCAGCGGUUGGGUGUUUAUUCAGCUCGUGCCAGUGUUGGAGGGUUUUCAGAAGGGGUCCUUAGCCCCAGCAUCAUCAUCACCUUAAGUCAAGAUUAAUUCAGGGAUUUCCAAAAAGUAAUCCGAAAUUUUUGCCAGCAACGAAAAGAAAUUUUGGACAGAAAAAGUGUGACAAAGUGGUGAAUUUUACAUGUUACUUAUUUUCAAAAUUAAAAAAGCGGGCGUGGAGUUCAACAAAAGUAAAAUCUUGACCAGAAUUACAGAGAGCAAGGAACAAGGGAGAUAGCUAUUUCUAUGUCCGUUACUCCCGCAGUUUUGACUGUUCAGAAAAGUGGGAUGCUCCCAUGACAUCAUAUGGGCUGUCCCUGUGAUAUACGACUUGGGAAUAUCAAUGAAAGUCACCCAGCAGACGACAACCAAAACCAAAAUGUCCUCGCCUAUUCUGAGGAAACUCUCGGGGUCCAACUCCAACAAGACAAGGACAUUGCGGAUCAUCAUAUUGGGACAGGGGGCAGUGGGGAAGUCAGCUUUAACUGUCCGCUAUAUCACACGCAAGUUUAUAGGCGACUACGACCCGACACUAGAACAAGUGUACAGUUUCCAGACGGUGGUGGACAAUGACCACGUGAUGUUUGAAAUAUUGGAUACUGCUGGACAGGACGAAGAGCAUAUGAAACUUGAGGAAAAUAUUCGUUGGGCAGACGGUUUUAUUCUAAUGUACUCCAUAACAGACCGGGUCAGCUUCGAGGAAUGUGCAAGAAUGAAAUUUCUUAUUAACUUUAGCAAGCGUCAGAGGAAAGUUAGCACUGGGGCUCUUGCUCAGAGUCGAGACCUUCCUGUCGUUUUAGUGGGAAAUAAAAGUGACCUUACUUUUGAAAGAAUGGUGAGUUUUGAAGAAGGUGAAAAAUUCAGUUUCGAAAUCGGAUGUACAAACUUCCAUGAAAUAUCUGUCAGGGAAUCUUAUGAAAGUGUCAGAUGUGUUUUUGAAAAUUUGUAUCGUGACUGGAAGAGUUUACGAAAAAGCCCCGGCUCUCUUCGCCGGCAUCUCCCGUCGGUUACAUCUCGACCACGCGAGAGGGCAGCGACGGUGUCGUCCUCUAGUAGUGAGGACUUUGAUAUAGGGGUUUCCCAGUUUAAGGCUCGCAGGGGAGCGAUGACUGGAACUGUGCCGCAGACGACAGACGUUGUGAAUGGCGGGAACGGAAUUGUGAAAAAUAACUCUAUUUCCAGGAGGUUUUAUAAUCGAGUUUUUAGGAAAGAUAGUUUUCUGCAACUUCAAGAAGAUGCUUUGGAGAGCUCUGCAAACUCAACGUCCUCUGAUGAAUGAAACCUUGAUAUGAUGUGUAUUUGCAUUUAUACCCAACACAUAAAAGUACUAAGAAAUAUUAUCAAAUGACGAUUUCUUUCCUUUUAAAUACUAAGUUAUGUGUUAACGAGUAAAGUGCAGAAUAUUAUAAACAAUCGACGUUUUAAAAAAGAAUUUGAUUGAAAAAACACAUUAUCUUUCCAGAUGGACAGACAUCAAGAAUAAACUAUUUUGUCAAUCAAAUUUGACUUUUGCGUUAUCCUUUUUAUUUUUAAAGUGGUUUACUCAAAAUUUGAGAAGGUC